Bursaphelenchus okinawaensis is the source of this 258-nucleotide messenger RNA. The record is from the annotation of a GenBank genome assembly. Lineage: Eukaryota; Metazoa; Nematoda; Chromadorea; Rhabditida; Aphelenchoididae.
AUGGUUUGUGUGCCAUGUUUUAUAUUGCCCGUGUUGGUGGUGAUCUACGUCCGCUUUAUCCAACCCCUGAUCUUGAGGUUUGUUCCACAAGCUUGGAAGACCAAACUUGAUGCUUGGUUGUAUCCAACUUGUCCAUUGGAUCUGAAGAAAAAUCGAAAAGCCAAAGCAACUGGAGAUUGUUGUGCUGAAGACGAGAAUAUUGCUAAAACUGAAGAGCCGGCAGAGAUUAAACCUGAAGAAGUGAAGAAAAACGAGUAA